Messenger RNA from Paramacrobiotus metropolitanus, 1405 nucleotides. RefSeq names its product protein-lysine N-methyltransferase EEF2KMT-like. The coding region runs from base 167 to 1168 and encodes 333 amino acids. NCBI's taxonomy places the organism in Eukaryota, Metazoa, Tardigrada, Eutardigrada, Parachela, Macrobiotidae. The transcript is spliced from 8 exons. The record is from RefSeq and is a predicted model, not a curated record.
GAUUUGCAUUUUACAUCGAAUGAUUUGAGGGAAUCCUGCGCAUUUUCGGUUUCUUUGAUUUCUUUUAUUUCAUCAGCUGAUCAGUCCACAGAUUUUGCGGUUUAAUGCGGGUUGUGAAUCUUUUGGACUUUGUGCACCGCGGUUUCGAAAGCUUUAAGCUUCCACUAUGAGUAAGUGCGGCCAUUUUGAUUUGUUCGAAUUGCGGCUCCAGUAUUUCGCAGUUUGUCCGGUGAGCCAGAUAAGAGCCACGCUCGAUAAGGUGCUAAAUGCCGGAGAUGUCGAUCGGGAAGAAGAAGAAGAGGAAUCAGACUGCUGGACGGAAGAUUUUCAAAAAGAGAUCCUUAAUAAUACAGUGCGCGACAGUAUCAUCCCGUAUCAUCCUCCGAGCAACUAUCGCUAUAAAUUUGUCAGAGCCAUCAUUGAAGAAUUGGAAAGACGGAGCAUGGACGUCGCGGAUGAUUUGUGGGUGGAAGCCAGCGAGUUGUGUCAGAAUAGCUCUGAUAAAAAUGGAUUCAAGACAGUAUUACUGCCGAAAAGUGGUUACUUUUCCCUUGUGCAUCAUCCAUAUCUGCUGUCGUGUGGUACGACUGGACUGGCCACGUGGGAUGCAGCUUACUACAUGGUGGAUUUUAUGAUGAGCCAUCAGAAUCUCAUUUCUAAAAGGAACGUAUUAGAGCUUGGCGCGGGGACCGGUUUAACCGGCAUCGCAUUGAUAAAAUCGCUGUGUCCUGCGACGUACGUAUUCACCGACUACCAUGAAAGCGUUCUGGCGAGACUGAAGGAGAACCUCCAGUUGAAUGGCUUGUUAGACAAUCCUUCCGUGUCCGUGGCGGUGUUGGACUGGCUGAAUGUCGAGGAACGGCUGUUAAAAGAACUUAACAGUGAUGUCGUUAUCGCCUGCGAUAUUGCUUAUGAUCCGGUUCUCAUUCCACACUUUUUCAAAGUUUUGAACGAGGUCCGCCGGAGUCAAGAAAAGAUGGUGGAAAUAUUUUUAUGUUUGAAAAUCAGGAACGAGGAGACAAAGGAGCUUUUCUUUGAAGAAGCCGAAACAUGUGGAUUCACUCUUGAAGAACAAAGAUUCACGUCAAACCGCUCACUUUUUCCAUUUGGAUCCUAUGAUUCUGCCAAUUGUGCGGUAUUUAGUUGUAUUAAGAAAAAUAAUUUUUAAUGUGAUAAAGUUAACGAAGAACGCUACAUACUUAUUUAGAGUAAGCCAUGUAUUUUCGUGCUGUUUGUGAUAUGGAGUUUUAUAGACAAGGUGCGUGAAGGCAUGAGUUUGUGUGAUUAUGAUUAACGUUUUAUCAGGCUGCACUUGCAGUAAGCGAUCGGAGAUACUGUCAGAAAUUACUACUCAGAAUGUGGCCGCAUGUCUUAAAUUAUUAUUAUUAUGAUCACUCUACAGUAG